AUGAAAAUUUCUCUAAUUUUUUUUUUGUUGUCUUUUUUAAAUGUACUACUGAAUGCUUUUGGUGAAAAUUUGUUAACCGAAAAAAAGACAUUUGUUUUUUCUGGUGAUUUAUAUUUAAACAGUAAAUAUUCCAAAGGAAGUGAAGUAGAUAAAAAUAAAAAAGAGAAUACAAAAAGUGACGUGGCUAAAGUUAUUGAAAAACAUGAAGAAAUGAAAGAAUCAGACAAAAAUGUUAAAAACAUUGUUAAUGAAGCUACUAACAAAAUUAAAAAAAAAAAUAAUGUAAAUGAAUUGCCAUCAUCUGGCCUCAAUGAAGAAGAAGAGGAAGAAGCAAAAGAAGGCAGUGAAUUUUUGUCUAAUGAUUUAGAGGAAGCUGCUGAAAAUUUUGCAUCUUCUGACCAAAAUGAAAAUAGUGUAGAAAAGGAAAAUGAAUUAAAAAAUAUUAAAAAAUAUCAAGCAGAGGUUAUUAAUUCAAUGAGUCAACCAGAUCUUUACAAAAAAUUUGAUGUAGAUGAAUUAGAAAAAUUAGAACAUGCAAUGGAUGAUUCAGAUGAUAUGUGCGAUCCUGAUUACUCUUUACCAUGUCCUUUAAAUUUCUUUCGUACAAGUUCGGGUUGUGUUCCUUUAAACACUUAUGAAGGUCCUUGUAAUAAGAUACAAGAUAAAUUAAUGUAUUUAUAUGAUAACCAAAAAGAGAGUUGGGGAGAUAUAUGUGAAGCUAAUUGGCCAUGUAUCCCGUUAAAAUGCCCAUUUGGUGUUGAUUACAAUUCAGUUUGUCCAAUUCAAUGGGAAGAUGUUGGAAAAGGUAUUUGUAGGAGUAUAUAUAAAAAUAACAAAUGCCCAAAUGAUAUAAACUUUUCUAAAGCAACUAUUAAGGAAAAAAAGAAGUUAGAAAAGGAAUGUGGAAUAAGAUGGAAAUGUAAGUCAGUUACUUAUAUAACAAAUUUUGAUUCUAUUUGUCCAUUAAAUUGGACAAAAAUUGAUGAGAAUAAAUGCAAAGCACCAGAUGAUUAUAAUGGCCCUUGCCCUAAAGUUUCUAAUUUAAAAAAAUACAAUACUGAAGAAUUAAAAAAAAGAAUUGAAAAUGCAUGCUUAGUUAAUUGGCCUUAUACUAUUAAAGUUAAUGAAUAUCAAAGAGAUUAUAAUGCGCAUUGUCCAAUUGGAUGGUCUUUAAUGGAUAAUGGAUUAUGCCAAUCACCAGAAAAUUAUCAGAAAAAUUCAAAGUGUAGUGAUGAAGUUUCAUUUGUUGAUAUGAAUUCACAACAAAAGGAAUCUUAUUCUAUUGCUUGUAAUGUUGAUUUUCCUUUUAAGGACAGAGAUGAAUGUAAGCGCGAUUACUCAUUUGAGUGCCCUCUAGGAUGGAUACCUACUAAUAACAAAGGGUAUUGUAAAGCACCAAUUAACUAUAAAAGUAAAUUAUGUAAAAAAUAUUCAAAAUUUAAAAAUUUGUCUGAUAAUUAUAAAAAUUAUUAUUUAAAAUCAUGUAAUAUUGAUUGGCCAUGUGAAGGAGAAAUUCAAAAUUCAUUGAUUUAUACAAAUAUGAGUAUAAAUUAUUCUAUUGGUAACUCCAGAAAAUCUAAUAGGGCAGUUGACUCAGAAACAGGAUCAGUUAUUUAA
This is a messenger RNA of Plasmodium relictum, 1617 nucleotides long. RefSeq names its product CPW-WPC family protein. The coding region runs from base 1 to 1617 and encodes 538 amino acids. The transcript is spliced from 11 exons. NCBI's taxonomy places the organism in Eukaryota, Apicomplexa, Aconoidasida, Haemosporida, Plasmodiidae. The record is from RefSeq and is a predicted model, not a curated record.